This is a messenger RNA of Myxocyprinus asiaticus (Chinese sucker), 4648 nucleotides long. RefSeq lists its product as uncharacterized. Gene Ontology annotation, molecular function: methyltransferase activity; protein binding; 2-oxoglutarate-dependent dioxygenase activity. Lineage: Eukaryota; Metazoa; Chordata; Actinopteri; Cypriniformes; Catostomidae. The coding region runs from base 276 to 1010 and encodes 244 amino acids. The record is from RefSeq and is a predicted model, not a curated record. The transcript is spliced from 2 exons.
UCCAAUUUGAGGCAGCUUGGGCCCUUACCAAUAUCGCCUCUAGGACCUCUGAGCAGACCAAGGCUGUAGUGGAGGGGUGUGCAAUCCCUGCUAAUAGUAAUAGUUCAUUCAGGCUUUGUUUUAGGUCAGAUGCACUUCCCAUGCACUUCUGGUGUACAUUUGAUCUCUUCACAGUUAAUUAUUUUCUAUCCAUUGCUCCUCUUUAGCCCAGCUACUGAAGGAAUGUCACCUGGACUCUCUCAAACCUGUGCCAAAAUAAAGAUCCAGCCCCACCGAUGGCUGUAGUUGAGAUGUUGCUGCCUGUGCUGCUCCAUCUGCUUCAGCAUGAUAAUAGAGAGGUGCUGGCUGACACUUGCUGGGCCAUUUCUUACCUAACUGAUGGGCUCAAUGAGUGCAUUGCUGGUCUUGUGGCUCGUUUGGGGCAGCUCCUUGGAUGUGGGGAUAUCGCUAUUGUGGUGGAAAAAGGUCUGAUCACUGACAAUGAUGAAAGAGCCUACAGAGAGAGACUGACACGCUGGUGUCAGGAGCACAGCCUCUCCCUCAACAUCAGCAAGACCAAGGAGCCUGUGGUGGACUUCAGGAGAAAAGACAGAGAACACAGCCCCAUCACCAUCAAUGGAGCACCGGUGGAGAGAGUCAGCAACUUCAAGUUCCUCGGUGUCCACAUCACUGAGGAACUCACAUGGUCUGGCCACACUGAGGCCGUUGUGAAGAAGGCUCACCAGCGCCUCUUCUUCCUGAGACGGCUGAGGAAGUUUGGAAUGAACCAACACAUCCUCACACGGUUCUACACCAGCACUGAAGAGAGCAUCCUGACUGGCUGCAUCACUGCCUGGAACGGCAACAGCAACGCCCUCAAUCACAAAGCCCUGCAAAGAGUGGUGCGAACAGCCAGACACAUCAUCGGAGGUGAGCUUCCCUCCCUCCAGGAGAUCUACACCAGGCGGUGUGUGAGAAAAGCUCGGAGAAUCAUCGGAGACUCCAGCCACCCUAGCCAUAAUAAUAAUUAAUAAUAAUUACAUUUAUAUAGUGCUUUUCUAGGCACUCAAAGCGCUUUACGUAGUAUAUAGGAAUCUCCUCAACCACCACCAGUGUGCAGCAUCCACCUGGAUGAUGCGACGGCAGCCAUAGUGCGCCACGGGUCCAUGUUGUCAUUAUUGCCAUGAGAGACUUGCACAACUUAUAGUGGGAUGGGUUGUCACAGCACUGUUGUGAAGACAUGCAGGGCAUUCACUGAUAGGCGUGAAUCCGUGAGCGCUGAAUGUCGUGCGUAAUUAAAAGAAAUUCCACCAAUGAUGCAAGUUAUAACAUCCAUGUAACACCAUAAAUUAUAUAUAUAUAAAUAUAUAUAUAAAUAAUUUUUUUCUUCUUCUUAAAUCAUCCCGUGGGCCACAUGUUUGACACCCUUGCUCUAUACAGAAAAUAAAGAGAUUUCUGGAUCACCUUUUUGAAUAUUUUCUUUCGAUAAUGGCCAUAUAUUAUAAAAUGGUUAUAAUUUGAGACAUUGAAAACUAAUACAAAUAUGAAUGUCGGGGCCUGGGUAGCUCAGUGGUAAAGACGCUGGCUACCUUCCUCUGGAGUUCGCAAGUUCAAAUCCCAGGGCGUGCUGAGUGACUCCAGCCAGGUCUCUUAAGCACCCAAAUUGGCCCGGUUGCUAGGGAGGGUAGAGUCACAUGGGGUAACCUCCUCAUGGUCGCUAUAGUGGGGCGUGUGGUGAGUUGAGUGUGGAUGGCAUUAAGCCUCCACAUGCGCUAUGUCUCUGGGAUUCGUCCUCCACCACCCGCAUUGAGGCGAAUCACUACGCGACCAUGAGGACUUAAAAGCACAUUGGGAAUUGGGCAUUCCAAAUUGGGAGAAAAAGAAAAAAAAAAGAUGAAUGUCAUCUUGAGGGGGGCCACAUUUGCAAUCAAAUCGUAAAUAAUUUACAGGGAACCCAGCUGAAACUCCACUUGCAGUGCUGCCUCUGCUACACACCGCAUAUGACAAAAAAAAGUUCUAAAUGAGAAUCCUAACAUCUGGUUUGUAUUUCCAGAGCUUCUUGUUGUCAGUGGUGUAUCCAGGACAUUUUUACUGGGGUGGCCAAGAUGGGGCACAGGCCUAGUGUGGGGUGGCGAUACCGGGAGAACAUUUAUGAAUGGCACAUGAUCAAAAUUUGUAAAUAUCGCAUUGCUAUGCUUCAACUGUACGUGAACACAGAUGCUGGGGUAUUUGGCAGAGAGAAAUUCCUACAUGCAUGACAGUAGGCAGAGUCUUGGCUUUGAGAAUAUUCAAGCCAUGGAUACUGUUUAUACCGGACACUCUGGAAGCACCUCUUCCUGUUACCUUGCAGUGUCCGAGGAAAUACUUUCAGAUGAGGCUGUGUUGGACUUGCUGCUCUAGACUGUGAAACAUCUGCAAAUAAUAAUCAAAAUCAGUCCAUCACUGUGAGGCUAACUGGUGCAAUGUAUCAAUGCAUUGUUACAUCAUUUUAUAAGGCAUGUCAUAUAAGCAAGAAUGUAACAUUCAAAUUACAUUCAAAAGGAUUAGUUACAAAGUAAGUAACAGUCAGUAUUACAACUUGUUCUGUGAUAAUUGCAUAGAAGGCACUCAUAAUGUUGUUUAGACUGAAAGAUUAAAUGUCAAAACAUACCGUGAGGUCUGAGUGGGGCAGCAUGUGCUUUUAUAGCCUGAAGAGCCUCUUCAUCAAUGGCAUCAACAUCACCUCUUGUAAUGUCAUUAGAAUCACUUCCCCCACUAGAUGAAGAACCUGAAGUGAUAAAAAUAAUAACCAUCACAUUCAUAGUUUGCUCAUGGACACAUCGAUGUGACUUUUCUUCCUGUAUCUUUUUAUAUUCUGAAUUGAGAUAUUAAUAAUAUUGUGUAUGCUAAAGUGUGGGUUUGCUCUGUAUUAGCAAAUGAAUAUCAUACACUGAGCAAAAGUGGAUCACCCUUUUUAAAUUAAAUCAAAUAUGAGCACAAAAAAACAAGUAACUAUUCAUGGAACUCAGAAAAGGAAGCAACUGAAUUUGACAUACUAUUGUGAGGUGAAGCAGGUGGUGCUCCAGACACUCCUGGAUCACACUCAUCUCCCACAACUUUCUGUUGUGAAUGUGGCCAGUCAACUAAAGUUGAAGCUGCAGUGUCUGAAUACAAAGAGACAUCAGGUUGGAGGCUUUUCUAUAUGUCUUUUGCUUUGUACACUCUCUCUUUCUCUGCAUUGCCGGUGGAGUUAGGAUGAUAUUUGUGUGUGAUGAUUUAUAUUAAAACUAUUUUUAAUCUUCUGCUGCAGCGAUAUUUGAUCAUAUGAUUGUACCUGAGUGACAACUUGAAUGUUAAAGUACAUGGCAAAUUCAUAUAUGUUCAUCCAGAAGUCACAGGGUAUAUCUAAACAUGACUUAAUGUGCUGUGCAGGGGGAGCUGACUGAUCACUGCUGUAUCCAGGCAGUGAGUGGGCUUUUCCACUGCUGCUGGAAGUAGCUGCAUCUGGUUCUGACUCUUUUCUUUUUUUGAAGAAAAAGAUUUGAAAAUCUUUGGUUCUGUUCAUAGCCGUUAUCCUGGGGGAAAUGCAUUUCAAUCAAUCAUUCAUCAAUUAUUCAUUCAUUUAUUAGUUAUAACUGCACUGUCCAGCAGAAAUAUUGUUAAAUUGGGUACGAGGGCUUAUAGGUGUCUGUCUGGAAACCCCAAAAUUGCAGAUUGAGCUCUGUAUACAGUAAAAAACAAAACUCUAUUUACAGUGUCUACACAGGUUUAUUUUCCACAUGUUCUGAUAGCUUCAAUUACUUUGAAUAUUACCAAAUAAAAUAGUUAGUCAAAUCAUUUGCGGCAUUUAAGUGCAAUUUGCCCUGCCUCUGCAUAUUUAAAAUGUCAAAUAAGGUAUAAAAACUUUGAAGAUUUUAUUGGUCUGACUGACCAAUAAUACACAUAAAGAGCUCAUAAAUAACUCAUGUAAAGAUUUAAAGUACAGUCACAGCACAAACUCUUCCAUUUCACACACAGGUUAGCCAUAUAUAACUUUAGCUAUUGAACAUAUACAUCUGUAAAACGCUUUACACACGUCCAUCAUUAAAUCAGAAAACAUGGCAUUUCAUAUUUCAUGUCAAUAUCAAGAUAACAUGCUGAAUGUGGUGUAGGGUCUAGCUUACUCUUUAACCUAGCUACUGUUAACAUGCUACAUGAAUGUUUUCACAUUCAGAUGGAAAUUUGGGAUAAAUUAAACGUUAGAUUAGAUGAACGUACCUCUCAAUUAACAGCUUUCUUUUUGACCACAAAUCGACGUCAUCAACUCCUUGGAAGUUGGAGGUAGAUGCUAGCUCAUGUCAGCUUCGUGCUUCUGACCGACCGUUAUGCCCGCUGUCUGCGACCUGCCCCUUCCCCCACUGACCAAAGAUCAGCUCACACAGCUUCAGUCCCACCACUACUAUAAUGGUCAGAAAUAUAAAACUGACCCUGGGUCAGUGUGGCUCUAAAUCAACAAAUUACCUGAGAUGUCAUCUUUGAUUGACAGGUGUUUCUCUUGGUUCAUCGUUCUUGUGUUGAUGAACAUGAUGAACUACCAAUCAGUUCUGGGGUGGCCACAGGGUGGCCAAUGAGAUUUCAGGGGUGGCCCAGGCCACCCCAGGCCACCCCCUAAAAUCGCCACUGCUUGUCAUGUCUGAUAAGAUCAAUUUAU